Molecule: messenger RNA, 10928 nt
Organism: Lutzomyia longipalpis
Lineage: Eukaryota; Metazoa; Arthropoda; Insecta; Diptera; Psychodidae
Gene: Dnah3
Product: dynein axonemal heavy chain 3
Exons: 10
Coding region: 13-10572 (3519 amino acids)
Biological process (GO): microtubule-based movement
Cellular component (GO): dynein complex
Molecular function (GO): ATP hydrolysis activity; ATP binding; minus-end-directed microtubule motor activity
Source: RefSeq, a predicted model, not a curated record
UUUCGCAAUUUAAUGGAAAAGUUCAAUGAGCUUCUUUUUGGUGUUUACUACCUCCGUGAUUUUGUUCCUUUGAACCUCUUCAUGUUGGACAAUCGAAGGGUUAAUGAAGUGCUGGCAAGGAUGAUUAAGGACAUGAAAGAUUUUGUCACAGACUAUUUCAGGACGAAGAAUCAGGUGGAGAAUCGAAAGCUCUGCGAUGAAUUUGAAGAAAUAUCCCUGCAUGCCGGUGGUAGACCCAAGGAAACUCCUGAAGUUGUUGCCUUGCAGAAUUACCUCAAUCAAUGCCGAGAUGAGAGGCUUUUUGUUCUAAAAUCUGAGAUAAAAUUGGUGGCUGAGAGGGUGAUGUUUCUCCUGCAUUAUGCGACCCUUGAUGCUGAUGAUAUUCAUCUCAAUUCCCGUACAUUCCUCUGGCCAUCGGAGCUUGAGCAAGUUCUGGAUCUCAGUGCUGCACGAUUGAGUGUUGUGCGGGAUAAUUUGGAGUAUGCUCUGAGGGAGAGGAAGGUUCAAUUUGACGGGUAUCUUCUGACGGAGAAGAAAAAAAUGGAUGCAUUCAGGAUGAAGGAGAUCCGGGACGUUCUAACGUUGGAUGAGCUCAAAGAAAAAGUUGACACAGUCGAUGGACUCAUGAGUAUCCUCCAGAAAUGCAAUGAGGAAGCCACAGCAAUCAAUGUUGAUGAAAAUCUUCUGCAAAUUGAGCAAUCUUCAUUCCCAGUUCUUGUGGAGCUUAUGGAGAAAAUGGAUCCCAUUGAAAAACUCUGGCACACAGCCUAUCAGUUUGAUUCGUGCUACGAAGGAUGGUACUAUGGUCCCUUUCAGAAUCUCGACGCUGAGAAAAUUCGCGAAGAAGUUGAAAGCAUGGGGAAGGUGAUCUACAAGCUCUCUAAAGCUCUCGUGACAAAUCCCCAAGCAAAGAGAAUUGCCGAACAAGUACGGAUGAAGAUUGAUAAAUUUAAAAUCUACCUGCCAGUCCUUGAAGCAAUCUGCCGACAAGGACUCUCGGAGAGACAUUGGAAUCUCAUUUCAGAAGAACUCGGUCAAGAGGUCACACCGGACAAGUAUUCCACCCUUGCUUCCCUCGUUGAGAUCGAUAUAAUGCGAAUUGUUGAUCGUUUGGAACAAAUCUCAAAUGCAGCCGGGAAGGAGUUUGAAUUGAACAAUCAACUCCUUCAGAUGCAAUCAGAAUGGACGGAUGUGGAGUUUGAGAUUAAUCCCUACCGUGAUUCAGAUACGCAUAUCCUGGCAUCUGUGGAUGAUAUUCAAACUCUCCUAGAUGAUCAUAUUCUGAAAGCUCAAGCUAUGCGAGGAUCACCGUAUAUUGCAGCUUUGGGUGAAAAAGCCACAAAUUGGGAAGAUAAAUUGAUUUCAAUGCAAGACAUCUUGGAUAUUUGGCUCAAAGUCCAAUCUACGUGGAUGUACCUGGAGCCAAUAUUCAAUUCAGAAGAUAUAAUGAGACAAAUGCCACAAGAGGGGAGGAAUUUCAAGGCAGUUGAUCGCAUCCUGCGGAAGAUCAUGAAACACACGGAAGCCGAGAGGAGAGUCAUUCAGGCAACUGACUAUCCCAAAAUGCUGGAAAUCCUUCAGAAGGCUUUUGUUGAUCUCGAGGGCAUCCAGAAGGGAUUGAAUAUGUAUCUGGAGAAGAAGAGACAAUACUUCUCACGAUUCUAUUUUCUCUCUAAUGAUGAACUCCUGGAAAUUCUUUCGGAGACAAAGGAUCCUCUGAGAGUUCAGCCGCAUCUCAAGAAAUGUUUCGAUGGUAUCCAUUCGCUGCAGUUCGAUCAGAGUAUGGAGAUCAUGGCUAUGAUAUCGAUAGAAGGUGAAAUUGUGCCCCUAACAAAAAGGAUCAAUCCAGCUUCGGCUAAUGGCCUAGUUGAGAAAUGGCUCAAGGAAGUUCAACAGGUAAUGUUUGAAAGUAUAGAAGAACAGCUAAGGUCAGCCUAUGAUAUCUACUACGUUACUCCCCGGAAGACGUGGUGUAUGAAAUGGGCAGGACAGAUUGUUCACACAAUCUCCUGCCUCACGUGGACGAGUGAUGUUGAAGAAGCCAUCACAAAGGGAACACUCUCCACCUACUACGAAGCUUCAGGUAAGCAACUUGAAGAGAAUGUGAAGCUUAUCCGUGGAGGUACACUGACUGAUUCCCAGAGAAUCACAAUGGAAUCCCUGGUGGUGCUGGAUGUUCACAAGAAAGACGUUGUGAAGAAGCUUAUUGAGUCUCGCGUGAGUGAAAUUGGGGAUUUUGAGUGGUUUUCUCAGCUCCGUUAUUCCUGGAAGGUUGAUGAUGUAGAAAAGCAAGAAUUCGUUUGCAUCUCCAUGAUUUCAACAGAUAUCCCGUAUGGCAUGGAAUAUUUGGGUAGUGUUUCCCGCCUUAUAGUUACCCCCUUGACAACACGAUGCUUCCGGACUCUCAUGGGAGCACUCAAAUUAAAUUUAGGAGGAGCUCCCGAAGGUCCAGCAGGGAGUGGGAAGACAGAAACUUGCAAGGAUUUGGCUAAAGCUGUGGCCAAGAAAUGCGUCGUGUUCAACUGCUCAGACGGAUUGGACUACAAGGCUCUAGGGAAAUUCUUCAAGGGUAUAGCUCAGUCAGGAGCUUGGGCGUGUUUUGAUGAAUUCAACCGGAUUGAACUGGAAGUCCUCUCUGUUGUGGCUCAACAGAUCCUCCUUAUUCAGAGAGCUAUAGGUAAGAAGGCCCUGAAAUUCACCUUCGAAGAUGCAAGCCUUAAGCUCGAUCCUACGUGCACUAUCUUUAUCACAAUGAACCUAGAUCAGCAGACAAGGAGCAGAAUUCCGGAUAAUUUGAAAGUUCUCUUCCGCACUGUGGCCAUGAUGAUGCCUGAUAGAGGUCUAAUUGCCGAGAUUACUCUCUAUUCUUGCGGCUUUGAGCACUCUCGGAGCCUUGCCCAGAAGAUUGUUCAAGUUUUCUGGCUCUGCUCUGAACAGUUAUCAACUCAAUGUCACUAUGAUUAUGGAAUGAGAGCAAUUAAGUCUGUUCUUCUCAUGUCACGAUCACUGAAGAAGAUUCAUCCGGAAUACUCUGAGCAACAGGUUGUUCUCCGUGCGAUCGUUGAUGUUAAUCUCCCGAAAUUCACCCCAGACGAUAUAAUUCUCUUCGAAGACAUUUGCAAAGAUCUCUUCCCGAAUGUUAAACUUCCAACAAGAGAUCGCGAAGAUGUUAAUAAAUGGCUGGAGGUCAAGGCGAAAGAAAGGAACAUCCAGCUCACACCGUGGUUUAAGGAAACAAUCCUGCAAAUUUACGAAACCCUCCUUGUUCGUCAUGGUCUUGUGGUUGUUGGUGAACCCAUGGCAGGGAAAACAACAGCUUAUCAGCUGCUAGCUAGUGCCCUGCGAGAAAUUCAGCGUGAUCCUGAUGCAAAGAGCCCAGAAUUCGGAGUCAAUUCUCGCAUCAUCAACCCAAAAGCUAUAUCAAUGGGGCAGCUUUAUGGGCAUUUUGAUCCUGUAUCUCAUGAAUGGGUUGACGGAGUUCUGGCUAAGACUUUCAGAGACAUGGCCUAUUCCUCUGUCAAUGAACGACAGUGGAUUAUAUUUGAUGGUCCAGUUGAUCCUAUUUGGAUUGAAAAUUUGAAUACUGUCCUUGAUGAUAACAGGAAACUUUGCUUGAUGUCUGGUGAAAUUAUCUACAUGUCGCGUCAAAUGAAUCUCAUCUUUGAACCAGAUAAUCUUGAUCAGGCAUCACCAGCCACGGUGUCGCGUUGUGGAAUGAUCUACAUGGAAUCCUGUCAACUUGGCUGGGAUUCCCUUCACAAUUCCUUCAUUCGAGAACUUCAGGAGAAAGGAACAACGGACAUUUACGUAUCCUUGUAUGAUGCUCUCGUGACCUGGUUGAUUCCACCUCUUCUGGAAAUCCUCAGCACAUGUGAAACUAUCCUCUCAGUGUCAUCCUUCUACAGAUACCGCAUGCUAUCUACCUUCUUCAUGGCAUUCCUUUCGAAGCAAACAAACCUGAAUCAGACAUGGUUUCAACAAACAUUCCUCUACUGUUUAGUCUGGAGUUACUGCUCUACCCUAACUCCUGAUAGCAGGAAGGUUGUGGAUUCUGCUCUGAGGAAGAUUCUCUACGGCACAAAUGAUAACUAUCCAAAACCAAAACUCUUCACUCUCAAUCGGGGACAGAUUUUUCCGGAAAAGAUGACUUUCCUCGAUUAUCGUUUCGACGGAACUGAAUCCUGGUGGCCAUGGGCUAAAUCCGAGGAUUCAGCCCUUGUUUCGGAUCUGUCUUUGUCGGAAAUUAUAGUGCCCACCAAGGAAUCUGGUUACAUUCAGAAUUGGCUAGAGCUAUGUGUAGAAAUUAGGCUCCCUAUACUCCUAGUUGGACCUUCAGGAACAGGCAAAAGUGCCAUUGUUAAUGCCUUUAUGAGGGAAUUGCCGAAAAAUAAAUUCCUAAUCAACAAUAUAAAUUUAUCAGCUCGGACAACUGCUCAGCAAGUUCAGGAGCUGGUGAUGGCAAAGCUAGAUCGCCGCCGGAAGGGUGUUUUUGGUCCACCAGUUGGUAAGCAAUGCCUUGUCUUUGUAGACGACAUGGCAAUGCCAAUGCGGGAUAAGUAUGGCUCACAACCUGCUCUAGAACUCAUUCGUCAAUGGUUGGAUCACAAACACUGGUCUGAUUUUGAGGACACUUCCAAGCUGGAAUUAAUAGAUCUUCUUUGCAUCGGUGCAAUGGGAUUGGUUGGAGGUAGCAAUUAUAUCUUUGAGAGGCUCUACCGGCACAUGUUUAUCGUGUCUGUUGAUGCCCUGGAAGUGCCGACGAUGCAGAGGAUCUUUCAUGCACUUGGUGAAUGGCAUUUCUCCAAGGACUAUCCGGAAACUCUGACGCGACUCUCAAAAGCCCUAAGUGUAGCAGCUAUUGAGCUAUUUUCAGUUGUCCGGGAAACUUUCCUGCCAACUCCUGCAAAAUCUCACUACAUGUUCUCCCUGCAGGAUGUCUCAAAAGUUUAUCAGGGGAUGGUUCUAGUACCGGCUAAAAGACUUCAAGAUCCGGAGAAAUUGAUUAGAUUGUGGGCACAUGAGACUUAUAGGAUUUUCUACGAUCGCCUAAUUGAUGAAGAUGAUCGGAAUAGGCUGUUUAAUAUUCUGCAUACAACGUGCACUUCGAAACUGCGCAUGAGUCUCUCGCAGGCUCUUGGGGAUCGCAUCUCUGCCACUGAGAGACUCUCAGACAGCCAUAUGAGAGAUCUUAUUUAUGGGAAUUACAUGGAACCCGAUGCAGAUCCCAAAAUUUACGAUGAAGUAGAGAAUUUGGGGAAGUUGGAGAAAGUCAUGGGAUACUACCUAAAUCAGUACAACAGCAAUUCCACUAGCCCAAUGGAUCUCGUCCUUUUCCGCUUCGCUAUUGAACACAUUUCCCGUGUAGCUAGAGUUUUGCAAAUGCCUCAAGGGAAUGUCCUACUGGUGGGACUUGGAGGAUCAGGAAGGAGGAGUGCAGUAAAACUUGCUGCCAGUAUGAUGGAUGCUGAUCUGUUUCAAGUUGAAGUCACUAAAUCCUAUUCAUACAAUGACUGGAGGGAAGAUAUGAAGAAGCUUCUCCUAAAUACAGGGGUUGAAUACAAGAAGACAGUUUUCCUCUUUAGUGAUUCCCAAGCAAAGGAGGAAGCCUUUGUUGAGGACAUCAAUUCCCUCCUCUAUACAGCUGAUAUUAACAAUCUCUUCCAGGGUGAUGAGAAAACGGUUAUUCUGGAUAAGAUGCAGAACGAAGCGAAGUUGUUGAAUAAGGUCAUAGACUCUACGCCACUAGCUCUCUACACAUUCUUCACUGAGCGCGUCAGGGAGAAGCUACAUUUAUGCAUUUCCUUAUCCCCAAUCGGUGAUUCCUUAAAGAGAAGAAUAAGGACUUACCCAUCAUUGAUAAAUUGCUGCACAAUUGAUUGGUUUACAGAAUGGCCAACGGAUGCUCUGGUGAAGGUUGCUGAAACCUACAUAAGUUCCAUGGAGCUCUCAUUAAAAUCCGGUGGAGAUGAGACACUGAAUAUCCCAGAACUUGAAGCCAAAUUGGUGGAGAUGAUUAUACAUUUCAACAAUUCAGUAAAGAAGGAAUUUGAAAAGUUCUUCGUAAAACUGAAGCGUAAGAACUACGUUACUCCAACUCUCUAUCUGGAGAUGCUGCAUCUCUUCAAGACCUUCCAUGCGCUGAAAUUCGAAGAGAUAACUGUCCAGAGGGAUCGGUAUGUGAUUGGGUUGGAGAAGCUAGACAAUGCAGCAGCCCAGGUUGGAGUAAUGCAGACAAACUUGUUCGAGUUGCAGCCACAGCUGAAGAUCCUGUCGGAAGAAACGGAGAAGAUCAUGGUUAACAUUGAGCGGGAAACAGCAGAGGCUGAGAAGAAGAAGGAAGUGGUUGGAGCUGAUGAGGCAGCGGCUAAUGAAGCAGCUGCAUCAGCUCAAGCGAUCAAAGACGACUGCGAGAGUGAUCUUCAGGAAGCAAUUCCUGCACUUGAAGCUGCUCUUUCUGCCCUUGAUACUCUCAAACCGGCUGAUAUAACUGUGGUGAAGUCCAUGAAGAAUCCCCCAUCGGGUGUAAAACUUGUCCUUGAGGCAGUUUGUGUAAUCAAAGGUAUCAAACCGGACAGGAAAGGAGAUCCCACUGGAAAGAUUUCCGAGGAUUUCUGGGGACCAUCCCUUCGAAUGCUGGGUGAUAUGAAAUUUCUCGAAUCAUUGAAGACCUUCGACAAGGACAAUAUCCCCACGGCUGUAAUGAAGAGAGUCCGCGAAAGGUACAUCACCGAUAGAGAAUUCGUUCCGGAAAAGAUCAAAAAUGUCUCAAUGGCCUGCGAAGGACUCUGUCGAUGGGUUAGGGCUAUGGAAGUGUACGAUCGUGUGGCUAAAAUUGUUGCCCCCAAGAAGGUAGCCCUGGCUGGGGCUGAAAGUGAAUUAGCACAACAAAUGGAGAAAUUAAAUGCAAAGAGGGCAGAAUUGCAGGAAAUUCUGGAUAAAUUGCAAAAAUUAAAUGAUUUCUUCGCCGAAAAAUCCAGGGAGAAGAAAAAUCUUGAGGAUGAGAUUGAUAAUUGUGAGAAGAAAUUGGUCAGAGCUGAGAGACUUCUGGGUGGAUUGGGCGGUGAGAAGUCCAGAUGGUCAGAGAAUGCAGCUUCACUCCACAAAUCACUGGAUAAUGUUGUUGGGGAUGUUCUUCUAGCAGCUGGAGUUGUGGCCUACCUGGGAGCUUUUACAACUGAGUUCCGUGCUGGAAUAAUUAGGGAAUGGAAUGAACAGUGUGUUGCGCAAAACAUCCCGUGCACAAAAAUCUUUUCUCUCGCCGCUACUCUUGGGAAUCCCAUGCAGCAGCGUGCAUGGUCACUUUGUGGUCUUCCUUCGGAUACUUUUUCCGUGGAAAAUGGCAUAAUAGUGUCCAAAGCACGACGCUAUCCACUCAUGAUUGAUCCUCAGGGUCAGGCCAACAAAUGGAUUAAGAAUCUCGAGCGUGAUAGCGAUUUGCAGGUGAUCAAGCAAACGGAUUCAGAUUACAUGUCCGUAGCGGAAAAUGCCAUAAAGCAGGGCUUACCACUGCUCCUGGAGAAUGUGGGCGAGUACAUUGAUUCCGGACUCUUUCCCAUCCUCGAAAGGAAUGUCGUGAAGCAGAAGGGGGAGUAUUUUAUAAGAUUUGGUGAAGGAUUAAUUGAAUAUAAUUUCAAUUUUCGCUUCUACAUCACGACAUGCUUGAGGAAUCCCCACUACCUGCCGGAGACGGCAGUCCUCGUGACAAUUCUCAACUUUAUGAUAACCGAAGUGGGUCUUCGGGAGCAAUUGCUGGCAACUGUGGUGGUGCAGGAGCGUCCGGAUUUGCAGGAAAAGAAGGAAGUUUUGAUUGUUGAAUCGGCACGCAAUAGAGAUUUGUUGUACAACAUUGAGACGCAAAUUCUUCAAGUUCUCUCAUCAUCCGAGGGAAAUAUUCUCGAGGAUGAGAAUGCCAUUAAUAUCCUGUCAUCCAGUAAAGUUCUUUCGGAAGAAAUUCAGGCGAAGCAAGUAAUUGCCGUGGCCACUGAAGCUGAGAUUGAUCAAGCACGGCAACUCUACCUGCCUGUGGCCAAGCAUUCAUCCAUUCUCUUUUUCUGCAUCACAGAACUUGCAAACAUCGACCCCAUGUACCAGUACUCACUCACAUGGUUCCUAUCGCUCUUUGUCCAAGCCAUCAUCAAAGCACCCAAAUCCAAUGUUCUGGAGGAACGUCUUGAGAAUCUCAAUCAGUUUUUCACAACUUCCGUUUAUCAAAAUAUCUGCAGAUCCCUCUUUGAAAAGGAUAAACUCAUCUUUUCCUUUGUAAUCUGCAUUGGUAUCCUUCGUGCCAAGAAGCAAAUUGAUGAGCAACUCCUCGUGCAUUUUAUCUCGAGUGGGACGAAGAAGAAAAAUCCCGAUGAAAAUCCAGCUCCCAAAUGGUUGACUAACAAGGCAUGGGAUCAAAUUUAUGACAUCUCAACUCUUCAGCCCUUCACGAAUUUUCAGGAAAAUUUCACUGAAAAUUUGGAUAAGUGGAAGGAAUUUUUUGAACUGCCAGAACCCCACAAGAAUCCCCUUCCUUCGCCAUAUGAAUCCGUUGAUGAUGUGUCCAAAUUAAUCAUUCUCAAAGCACUCAGACCUGAUACAGUAAUUCCCGCCGUGAGAGUCUUUAUAAUUGCGCACCUCAAUGAGACUUUUGUCCAACCACCAUCCUUCGAAUUGAGCACUUCCUUUGCAGACAGCAGCCCCAAGACUCCAUUGAUCUUCCUCCUCAUCUCUGGAUCAGAUCCAAUGGAGGAUUUGCUUUCAUUUGCAAAGGAAAAGAAUAUGCAUGAGAAUAGGUGUCACACAAUAUCCCUGGGGCAGGGUCAGGGUCCAAAGGCAGGGCAGAUGAUAGAGGAAGCACAAAAAUCCGGACAUUGGGUUGUCCUGCAAAAUUGCCAUGUAGCCUCAUCGUGGAUGGAUACAUUGGAGAGAAUUUGUAUUAAUCUCGCGGAAGAUGAGAGCCUCCACCGGGAUUUCCGUCUCUGGUGUACAGCAUAUCCCUGCCCAGAUUUCCCCGUAUUCAUCCUGCAGAACAGCAUAAAAAUGACCAAUGAACCCCCGAAGAGGUUGAAGCUCAACAUGAAGAAGUGCUACAAAUCUGACCCCUUGGCCAGUGAUAAAUUCUUCACGGAGGCUUUCAGUGGGGAGAGCGAAAUGGAAAGAUUGUGGUUCCGAGGUGUCUUUGCCCUCGUCUAUUUUCACGCUAUUGUCCAGGAGCGACGGGAAUAUGGGCCACUGGGGUGGAAUGUUCCGUAUGAAUUCAAUGAGACUGACCUCAGAAUUUCCCUCAUGCAACUCAAGGCAUUUAUAAAAGAGUUCAAAAGGAUCCCCUUCAAGGGUCACAGGAAUCUCACGGGUGAAUGCAAUUACGGCGGCAGGGUGACUGAUGAUAAAGAUCGUCGUCUUCUCAUGUCCCUUCUUGAUCACAUCUACAAUGAGGAUUCCAUUGAGGUGGAAAAUUAUUCCUUAGCCCUUGCGAGUCAGUACACGGUGCCCGUUGAAGCGAACCGAGUCAAAGCUUUGGAACACAUUGGGACAUUUCCCUUUGUGGCACACCCAGAAGUCUUUGGGCUCCAUGAGAAUGCAAAUAUCGCCAAGAAUACCCGAGAGACGAAUGCUCUGCUAGCUGGAGUGUUUAUCACCCAAACGGAAUUACUUGCAGCCACGAGAAAGGAGGAUCUCUCAAAGGAGGACAGUCGGGAUUAUGUUCAGGACAUUUGUGAGGAUAUCCUUGGGCGACUUCCGGAUAUCAUUGACGAAAGGGUAGUAGCUGAGAAGUUCCCACGAAAUUACUCAAAUUCCCUCAAUGUUUUCCUGCAUCAGGAGGUGACAAAGUACAACAGAUUGCUGAAAUACAUCAAACGCUCCCUGAUUGACGUCCAGAGGGCAAUUGCAGGACAAAUUGCCCUCAUCCCGCAAUUAGAAUGUGUCCACUUUGCCAUGUCACAGGGGAAAUUACCAGCAGAUUGGACGACAUACAGCUACCCAUCUCUCAAGUCACUCGGUGCUUACAUCAGUGAUCUCACCGAUCGAGUGGAGUUCUUCCAGAAGUGGCUUGAAUUCGGUGAACCAAGCAUCUUCUGGUUUUCCGGACUCUUCUUCCCGCAAUCCCUCAUGACGGGCAUUUUGCAGAAUUUCUCACGGCGCACCAAAACGCCCCACAGCAUGAUCGAUAUGAUUUUCGACGUAAGCGCAUACGAAACGGAACAAGAUCUUGACUUUGAGGCAUUUAGAAAGAACAACUUGGAGAUAAACAGCGACUUCAAGUGCUUCGAUGGAAUUUUUCUCGAGGGAGGACGUUGGAAUCGUCUUACGCGUCUCAUUGAUGAAUCUCAUCCGAGAAUUCUCUAUGAUCGCCUGCCGAUUCUAGCUGUGAGAACCUUGGCGAGAUCCCUGAAGGAUAAGAGGCAUUUUAAGAAGCGUUUGAGGAGAUAUAAAUGCCCGGUUUAUAAAACCAGUGCACGAUUUGGGACAGUCCUUUCGACGGAGCACUCAAGCAAUUUUGUCAUGUACAUUGAUCUUGAUUGCAAGGAGAGUCCCACGCAUUGGAUCAACCGUGGGGUUGCUGGUCUCUGUCAAUUGGAUGAUUAAUCUCGUGAAAUCUUUUGAUACUUUUUUGCAUUCUUAGAACUAUUCAAUUCAUGAUGUUCUUGACAAAAUUUUCUCAAUUUCUUGUUAAUUUUCUCAUUGUCAAUCAUUUUUCUGCCUUUAAGAAUAUUUUUUCAAUCCAAGAAAAUUCUUAAAGAUCAAACUCCUGAAUAAUUUGAAAAGAAUGAACUGAAUACGAUUUAAACAUAAUUCACCUGCUAAUUUCUCGAGAAUUCAUGAGUAAUCCUUCCUCUUUAUGCUUAGCCAUUAAAUGGAAAAUUACACAUACACCUUGCAACACCACUUCGUCACAUAUUUUCCCUCUUAUCUGUAAUAACACAGAAUUCACUAGAUAUCAA